This is a messenger RNA of Anguilla rostrata (American eel), 1265 nucleotides long. RefSeq names its product olfactory receptor 1E1-like. Gene Ontology annotation, biological process: detection of chemical stimulus involved in sensory perception of smell; G protein-coupled receptor signaling pathway. Lineage: Eukaryota; Metazoa; Chordata; Actinopteri; Anguilliformes; Anguillidae. Gene Ontology annotation, molecular function: olfactory receptor activity; G protein-coupled receptor activity; odorant binding. The record is from RefSeq and is a predicted model, not a curated record. The coding region runs from base 294 to 1265 and encodes 323 amino acids. Gene Ontology annotation, cellular component: membrane. The transcript is spliced from 2 exons.
AAAAGCUAUUUAUAGAUACUUUUCAUCGUUAAGCUCUCUUUGUCAGAUUUCGGUUGCGAUUAAACUAUCAGCAUAUUCUAUUAAAACUGAAGGGUAAGGUGAUACAAACGUAACAGAAACAGAUGCAGAAAUGUAAGGAGUAUGUAAUAUGAUUGUUAAAUUGUCUGCAGAGCUGUGCUACAGAGACCUUUUGAGGUUCUAGUGAUCAAUGUGACAAAAGGGUCCAAUAAACCAGGUCCUAAAGAACUGGUUUUUCAGGGGGUGAGAAACAGCGAGGAGCAAGCAAACCUGCGAUGAGCCCCCGGAAUUCAACCUCCUUCAUUAACGCCACUAUUGUUCGUCCUGAGUUCUUUUUCAUAAGUGGUUUUGCCGGUAUUCCCCAUGCAAACUACUACUAUGUCUUCUUGUGCUUUGUUUAUGCUCUGAGUCUACUAGGAAAUGCCUUUGUCAUGUUUAUGAUUUACACUGUGAACUGUCUCCACACUCCAAAAUACAUUGUCGUUUUUAAUUUGGCUUUGUCUGACUUAUGUGGAAGCACUGCACUUGUUCCUCAGAUGAUGGACACCUUACUGUUUAAAUCACAUUUAAUCUCCUACAAGGCCUGCUUUACUAGUAUGUUCUUUGUUUUUUGGUUUCUCUUUGUGCAGUCUUUCACUCUCACUGCUCUAUCCUAUGAUAGAUUCGUUGCGAUAUGCUUUCCACUGAGAUAUAAUGAGAUAGUGACUAGUAAAUCAAUGUUGGUGAUGAUAGCGAUAUUAUGGAGUUUUGCAGGACUGGCUGGUCUCAUCGGUGUGAUUUUUAUCAGUGGAGUAUCAUUCUGCAAAUCUAUUGUGGUAAACAGCUUUUUCUGUGACCAUGGAGCUGUACUACUUUUGGCAUGCGAUGACAACCCUCCAAGUGCUGUGAUCAACUGGACACAUCCUGUUACAAUUCUGUGGUUACCGGUACUUUUUAUCACAGGUACAUAUAUUUGUAUAGCCAGAGCAUUAUUUAAAAUUUCAGAAGCCUCUGAUCGCCUCAAAGCCAUGAAGACCUGCACCUCUCAUUUGAUCUUGGUGGGUGUGUUUUAUCUUCCUAUAUGCAUCACCUAUGCAAUGAGCUCCACCAUUGAACUGAACACCAGGAUUGUGAACAUGUCACUGACGACUGUCUUGCCACCAAUGCUGAAUCCAAUCAUUUACUCUCUGAAGACAGAGGAAUUCACAGAAUCCAUUAAAAAGCUGUACAGAAGAAAGACAAUACACUUUGCUGUAAGGAAUAAAUGA